Molecule: messenger RNA, 1206 nt
Organism: Morus notabilis
Lineage: Eukaryota; Viridiplantae; Streptophyta; Magnoliopsida; Rosales; Moraceae
Product: homogentisate solanesyltransferase, chloroplastic
Exons: 10
Coding region: 1-1200 (399 amino acids)
Cellular component (GO): membrane
Molecular function (GO): transferase activity, transferring alkyl or aryl (other than methyl) groups
Source: RefSeq, a predicted model, not a curated record
AUGGAGCUCUCAAUCUCUCUCUCUUCUCUGAGACUUUCAGCUACUAUCCCUCGACAGAUCAAACCCUCCUCUCAUGACAAUAGGGUGAUACCAAUUAAGCCCACGACCAAAAAAAUCAAAUCCUCCAACUUUUCUUCAAAUUGCUCCAACAAUAAAUCAAUCCUGCCACUAGGGCUCUAUGGUGAAAGUAGGUUCUCAAAAUCAUUAUUAUACGGCCCAGAUAGGCGUAAUACCAUUCGGGCAUGCGCUCAAGCUGAAUCUGCAGAUAAUUACGAUUCGACAGUGCUUACCAAAGUUUCACGUUUUGGAUCUGCUUGCUAUAAAUUUGUACGGCCCACCUCAAUGCACCUGACAAUUAUAUCUACAACUUGUUUAUUUGCAAGAGUGUUGGUUGAGAAUCCGCAGUUGUUUAAAUGGUCCCUGUUGUUUAAGGCAUUUCCUGGCCUAAUUGCUAUGCUACUUUCAAAUGCUUAUUAUAAUGGAAUUAAUCAGAUUUAUGACGUGGAUAUUGACAGGAUAAACAAGCCUUAUUUACCUAUACCAGCUGGGGAUAUUUCACUGGAACAAGCAUGGUAUUUAGUGAUAUUUGAUGUAGUUACCGGCCUGUUGAUUCUUCGAAUGAUGAAUGCUAACAUCAUCACUACUUCUAUCUACUGUCUCGGUCUUUUAUUGGGAACCUUCUAUUCUGUUCCUCCUUUUAGAUUCAAGCAAUCAUCUCUUGCGACAUCUAUUGUGAAUCCUUUGAUGGCCGGUAUCCUUCACAAUGUCGGUAUACUUUACGCUACAAGAGCUUCGCUUGGACUUCCAUUUCAGUGGAGUCCCCCAAUCAUUUUUAUCACUACCUUUAUGACGUUAUUUUAUCUGGUCGUUACCAACAUAAAAGAUCUCCCAGACGUGGAAGGUGACAUCAAGCAUAAUAUAAGAACAUUUCCGGCGAUAUAUGGACCUAGAAAAAUUACAUUCCUUGGCACAGGGAUACUCCUGGUAAACUACAUUGGUUCUAUGGUAGUAGCCAUUUGCAUGCCUCAGGCUUUCAAGCCCUACAUAAUGGUGCCCGUUCACGCAACUUUGUCCUUGUGGUUACUGUAUGAGACUAGGAAAUUGGACAAAGCAAAUUAUACUAAGGAAAAAAGUGCCAAUUUCUUUCAAUUAUUUUGGAAGCUUCUUGCAGUGGAAUUUCUUUUUUAUCCUUUCAUAUAGCGGAGA